AUGGCAACUGCUGGUCCGGUGUCCAUUUCUUGGAUCCCGGAGGAUGACCUUUUGCUGAAAAAUGCGGUUGAGGCUGGUGCCUCUUUGGAAGCACUUGCUAAGGGGGCAGUCCAGUUCUCUCGUAGGUUUUCUUUUCAGGAGCUGCAAGAUAGGUGGCACUCCCUUCUCUAUGAUCCUGAUAUAUCAGCCCAAGCUUCUACCAGCAUGUUUGAGCUUGAACUCUCUGGUUUCAAUCCUUUAUCGAGAAACAGUAAAUGUGAGCCUUCUAAGGGAAACAAGGAGGUAUCUGAAAAGAGGAAAAUUGGAAGUAUCCGUAAACAAUACUAUUCUAUGCGUAAGAAAUUUCGGAGUGAAUUUUUCAACACUAGUGAUCUUGGUUUCUUGGAUGAACCCAAUCUUCAUGAUGGCGGUGUACAUGUGGCUGAUUUCCAGGGUUUCAAUGGGGAGCCACCAAGCACCACAUGUGGUCUUGGAAAUGCUAUUCCCAAUCAUUUUGACUUUCAGGAAGCAGAAAUACAGAUUCUACGUAGUGCUUUUGCAAAACCAGCCAGGGAUUCAUCUAUUAUCCAUGGCGCGGUUAGUAACCACGGUUCAUAUCUCACAGGAUGCUCUAAUACACAUGGAGAUAAGCAUCCUGAUGGCGCGUUGCGGACAUAUGGAUAUUCUGAGGUGUCUACAUCAUAUGGACAAAAUGGAAUGACCUUUGAUCCAGAUGUUAAACCAUGUCUUUCUACUUUUUCUAAAGAUAAUCCAGUCAACUUUGAUGAUCACUCAGGUAUGCACGAAGCUUGCCUACCAAAAAAUCUUGAGAUGCAACGGUUAUCUGUCUUUGAUACGAAAAAGGACAAUCCACAAAAUGCCAUUCGUGGCUCAAGGCAAGAACAACAUUUGAGCCCGCCUAGGGAUGAUAGUUCGUACCAUGCCAUUGGCUUUUCAUCGGCACAGCCUAAUCUUCCCCUUUGGGAUCCAGUUGAUAAUUUUUCUGCAAAUCCUAUGCCAGUCAGUUUGAAGCGUGGUGAUGGAGUUCAGGAUGCAAAUGAGAUGCUUGCUAAUGAUGGAGAAGGGAAUGAUUCAUUUGUUUAUGAUGUGGUCAAUGGUGGGCCUAUGUUGGGAGUCUCGGAGGCUGAUUUUGGGGACCUUCCUGACUCCCUGUUGAACCUUUCAAAUGAAGAUGAUAUUCUCCUGGCAGAUGCAGACGGGAAAGUGGCUGCGGAGAAGUCUUGUUCUGAUAUCGUUGAUUCUGUCUUACCAAGUUCUUCCACUGCCGCUCCUGAAGAUGCAGUCAACAACCUUGUACCUGUUGCUUUGGUUGUCCAAGAUAGUUGUAUAGCCAAUCAGUGCAAAAAUCUUGAAAAGUCUGGAGCUAUUAAUACUUCUACUCAGAGUGAUCAUUAUAUGCACAAUGCUGAAGUUAAUGAGCUGUUGGAUUCAACUUUGGCCCUUGAUUCUCAUGCUCUGAGUGAUGGAAAAAUUCUCUGUACAUUGAACACUGAAGAUCCUGAAAUUCCAUGCAACGAUGAUAUAUUUUUACUUAUUCACCCUUCCACAUCAUUUGCACCGUCCACAUCCCAACCAAAUCCUGCAAAUGCAAUGGAAAUAUCUUCUGCAGCUAGUCAGGAACAAUUUGAACCUGGAAUGAAGGUGGUUAUGGAUACGAAGGAUGUUGCGAGAUCGUCCAACUGGCCACAGAAAAAUGGGCCAGACAUCUUUCCUGAAACAUCUUCUCCGCAUUCUCUAGUGGGUUCAAAAAUAAAUUCUGAGUUACAUGAUAUGAAAUCUAAAGAUAUGCUUGCCAAAGUUACCAAUAAGAAUACUGGUGACUUGAGUCGCACUGGAUUAUCCUGCAGCAAUGCAAGUGUAUCAGCUAACGGGAUUCUGGGAGAGGACAUUUCAAGACUUGAGUUGAAGGCUGGAGAAGUGCCAGUAACACUUCCUGGGGCUCAAAACACGACAGGAGGUUCCCUCAAUGUAGAUAUUUCGGAAUCAACGGUGAACCCUUCAACUUCUGAUCAGGAAGAGUAUCAGAGUGAUGAUGACGUGCCAUAUUUUUCCGACAUUGAAGCUAUGAUUCUUGAAAUGGAUCUAGAUCCUGAUUAUCAAGACAAAGACACACAAAGAAAAAGACUUGCAUCAAAAUAUCAGUCAGAGGACACAAGAAGAAGCAUCAUAAGGUUGGAACAGUGUGCGAGAUCAUGCCUUCAAAGAGCCAUGACUUCGCUUGCAGCCUUUGCCAUUUUCUAUGGUCGCCAUUUGAGGCAUUACAUUAUAAAGACUGAGGUCAUUCUUGGAAGGUCAACAGAUGAUGCUGAAGUUGAUAUAGAUCUGAGAAAAGAAGGGCGCGCUAAUAAAAUUUCUAGGCAGCAGGCUAUUGUUAAGAUGGAGGCAAAUGGUUCUUUCUACUUGAAGAAUCUUGGAAAGAGUUUAAUCUCAGUAAACGGAAAAUCAGUUGCAAAGGGACAGCUGAUCUGCCUUAGUUCCAGUUGUUUGAUUGAGAUAAGAGGAAUGAGUUUUGUGUUUGAAACCAACCAGAAGUUUAUCAGACAUUACAUAAAUAUGUCUCAGAGAAACAAAGGCAAGAAUAGCAAGUUGGAGUGGUUACCCGAUGACGAAACAUAA
Oldenlandia corymbosa var. corymbosa is the source of this 2616-nucleotide messenger RNA. The record is from the annotation of a GenBank genome assembly. Lineage: Eukaryota; Viridiplantae; Streptophyta; Magnoliopsida; Gentianales; Rubiaceae.